AUGGUCGUCUACUUCACGUCGGCCGAGGGCCACACCAUUUACAUGGGCAAAGAUAAGUUUGAGAACGAAGACCUCGUCCGCUAUGGUUUUCUCGAAGACAUUUGGUUCCACGUCGAUGACUUGUCGUCCGCACACGUAUACCUUCGCCUUCCACUGGGACAAUCGACAUUGGACGAAGUAUCAGCGACGUGCUUGGAGGAAUGUGCUCAGCUGGUCAAAGACAACUCGAUUGAAGGAAGGAAGAAGACAAGCGUCAGCGUCUGCUACACAAAAUGGAGAAACCUGAAAAAGACAACAUCCAUGGAGAUUGGCCAGGUGGGCUUCAAGUAUCCCGAGCGAGUCCGACAUUACAAGGUCGCCGAGAAAAACACGGAUAUCGUCAAGCGGCUCAACAAGACGAAGCAAGAGUUGUAUCCUGAUCUGGAAAAGGAGCAUCAACAGCGUGAAGUGCUGUAUAAAGCGGAGCGCAAGAAGCAGCGCUUGCGUUUGGAGGCGGCAACUCGUAAGGAAAAGCAGGAUUACAAGGCGCAGAAGGAGCCGCGUAGCUACUCGAGCCUGAUGUCCCGCGACAAUGUUGACUCGAACAACAAACUUGAAGCCGCAGCGGACCUCAGCAGCGUCAACGCCUAUGAAGAGGACUUUAUGUGA
Messenger RNA from Hyaloperonospora brassicae, 648 nucleotides. The record is from the annotation of a GenBank genome assembly. NCBI's taxonomy places the organism in Eukaryota, Oomycota, Peronosporomycetes, Peronosporales, Peronosporaceae.